AUGACCAAGACCGAGCUUCUCGGCUCGGACCUUGCUCGUGCGGGCAAUGCCAUGCUUUCAUCUCGACUCCUGCAGCCUGCCGUGACUCGCCGUUGGCUCCAUCCCAUCGCUGACACCUCAAACUUGCGCAACGGGGUAGGCAGACCCUGGGAGGUGUAUCGUGCAGGAUCUAGUGCCAUCUCCCCUAUUGUUGACAUCUUCACCAAGAGCGGCGCGAUUGGGCCAUACGCCAGCUAUUUUGGCCUCGCCCCCGACUUCAACGUCGGAUUUGCAAUCCUUGCGCACGAUAGCACCGUGGAAGACCGCAAGUUGGAUCUGAACGUCUACGCAGACGUGGUCAGCGAUGGGCUGACACAGUUGACGGAAAUGGCCGCGGUGAUGAUGAUCACACAGUUUGUGGGUACAUACAGCGCAAGCAACAAUCAGUCAGUCGUGGCAUUCAACCAGAGCGACUAUGGCCCUGGUCUCUCCGUCAUAACCGCUCGUCUGAAUGGCACUGAUCUGAUGGCGGAGGUGGCAGAGUCCAUGGCCAUUGAGACGGCCGCUCUUGACUUCCGCCUCUACCCGACAAACGUUGUAAAGAAGCAAUGUAUUUGGGCCGAUCUAACCCUGGGUAUCAUGGGAACUCAGCCGUAA
Molecule: messenger RNA, 636 nt
Organism: Phaeoacremonium minimum UCRPA7
Lineage: Eukaryota; Fungi; Ascomycota; Sordariomycetes; Togniniales; Togniniaceae
Product: putative beta-lactamase family protein
Exons: 3
Coding region: 1-636 (211 amino acids)
Source: RefSeq, a predicted model, not a curated record